AAGUGUAAGUCUUAGGACUAGAUUGUGUAGCGAGACGCCAUCUUGAUCUUACCGCUUGAGCUUCAGUUUGAUUUUCUUUUCGUACUAGUACGAAGACCGGUUGAGGGUGCGUCACUAGCUGUGCAAUAAUAGGAAGAAAUAUUAUUAAUUACAAUUAAUAACUUUUCUGUUUCAAAACCGUUGUAUCAUGGGAGUAGAUGUGCAAACUCUUUCUCCGGGUGAUGGUCAGACUUUUCCCAAGACAGGCCAGACCGUCGUAGUACACUAUACAGGAACUUUAGAAAAUGGAGUAAAAUUCGAUUCAUCAAGAGAUCGUGGAGCACCUUUCAAGUUCCGCAUCGGAAAGGGAGAAGUUAUUAAAGGAUGGGAUCUAGGUGUUGCUCAGAUGAGCGUGGGUCAACGAGCAAAACUCACCUGUUCUCCUGACUUUGCUUAUGGUUCCUGCGGCCAUCCUGGAAUUAUUCCCCCGAAUGCAGUGCUGAUAUUCGACGUUGAACUACUCAAGGUGGAAUAAGUUGUGUUUUAAACCAAAAAAAGAACUGAAAACCUGAUCUAGGAAUGUAACAAUAAUUUUAAUUUUGAAGAUGUGACUAAAGUUACUUAUACUGUUUCAGUGUUGUUGUACAGUAAUGAUUUAUACAAGUAAUCAACUCCUCUUCAAACUUUUUUGUGGAUCACAAAUGUCUCCGUUUCAAUAGCUAGUUAACUGUAAAGUUGUCUACUUAUAGUAAUGUUGCCAAUUUGUUACAUUCCUAUAGUGUUAUUAACCAGAACCUAGUCUCUUUUACACUUUAGCAGAUUUGGUAUGAUGGACUGUGAACUGCCUUACUCUACCAUCUUGUCAUCUAUCAAAAUAUUAUAUUGUGAAGGUAGUUUUCAAAAUUAAAAUCAUAUGAAAUGAGUGUUUGUAACUGCCAACUGGCAAUUUGUGUAAGGUCAAUAGUUGAUGCUAAUAUCAACUUAGGGCAAAGCAAUUUGAUAGCAAAAUAAAAUAACAUCAGGGUUAUCAACAUAAGUUCUUCCUGCAUUCCAUAUUCAUUCUAUCUCAACACUGUCUCCAUUACAAGUAAAGUAGUAGUAAACUGCCAUGUGUACUGAAUGAUCAUUUUCAAAGUGAAUCCUGUACUUUUGCACUAAAGUUACAUUAGCAUAAUCUGUCUGGUCAACUUAGUAACUUCCAUUGUAGUUUUUUUAAUCUGUUGUAGUUUUUUUAAUGUUAAACUAUCUUAAAGUAAAUUAUUUGCAUUUUUAUGUAAUAUUCUGUGUCAAAUACUCAAUGUUUAUGUGUAUCUUCUACCCAUUAAUAAAAUGUCAGGAGUAAAUGUUUCCUCUUGGUAUGAAAACAAACUUGUUAUAUUCUUUCAAUUUACUCAUAUGAUUUGAAUGUAAUUGUCAUGUCUUGGAAAUAAAAAGAAUUGUUUUAAUC
Homalodisca vitripennis (glassy-winged sharpshooter) is the source of this 1426-nucleotide messenger RNA. Its product is annotated as peptidyl-prolyl cis-trans isomerase FKBP1A-like. The record is from RefSeq and is a predicted model, not a curated record. Gene Ontology annotation, molecular function: peptidyl-prolyl cis-trans isomerase activity. The transcript has 5 exons. NCBI's taxonomy places the organism in Eukaryota, Metazoa, Arthropoda, Insecta, Hemiptera, Cicadellidae. The coding region runs from base 188 to 514 and encodes 108 amino acids.